Messenger RNA from Nymphaea colorata (pocket water lily), 1191 nucleotides. Its product is annotated as disease resistance protein RUN1-like. Gene Ontology annotation, molecular function: ADP binding. Lineage: Eukaryota; Viridiplantae; Streptophyta; Magnoliopsida; Nymphaeales; Nymphaeaceae. Gene Ontology annotation, biological process: signal transduction; defense response. The coding region runs from base 1 to 1191 and encodes 396 amino acids. The record is from RefSeq and is a predicted model, not a curated record. The transcript is spliced from 2 exons.
AUGAAGUCGCAGAGCAACAAGGCAGGGCCUUCGAUGUCGCCCCUGUCCAGGAGCCAUGGACGCUUUGACUACGAUGUAUUCUUGAGCUUUCGAGGAGAAGACACCCGCCAUAAUUUCGCCGGCUUGCUCCGUGAUAUGCUUUAUCUACAGGGCAUACACGCCUUUUUUGAUGAGGAAGAUUUGCACAAGGGACAGAGGAUUGAGGAGAUAUUGGAGGCGAUAAGCAGGUCCAAGGUAUUGGUUCCCAUCUUCUCGCAGCGCUACGCUGAAUCUAAGUGGUGUUUAAGAGAAGUUGCCAAAAUGGUGGAAUCUUGUCAUCAUGGUGGGCAAGAGAGCCUCAUCAUUCCUAUCUUCUUUGAUGUGAAUCCGGCCGACGUGCGACAUCAGAGUGGCCCAUUUGAAUCUGCCUUCCAGAAGCACGAGACGAAAAGCUGGAGGAAUAUCUUCGGCGAGGUCGAUGAAUGGAAGAACGCACUGCUAUACGUUGGAGGAAUUUCUGGCUUUCAUCUUAAGAAUGGAAACCAAAGGGAGCUUAUCAAGUCAAUUGUUGCAGAGAUUCAGAAGGUUUUACCAGCUGACAGGCUCCUUGAUGAAGGGGAAUACAUUGUUGGUCUUGAGCACCGUGUGAAAGAGAUGAUGAAGCGCUUGGACUUUGAAGCAAAAGAUGUCCGGAUCAUUGGAGUCCAUGGUAUUGGCGGUAUAGGGAAGACAACCCUUGCAAAGGCGGUGUAUAACAGAAGCCAUCGCUUCUUUGAAGCUAGUAGCUUCAUCGAAAAUGUAAGGGAAGAAUCGAAAUCCAAAGGUCUCGUCCAGCUGCAGAAACAUCUCAUUCAAGAUAUUUCAAAAGGCAAACACAGAAAAAGGAUAAGUAACAUAAGUCAAGGGACCCAAAUGAUUAUGCAAAUGGUUGGUAGUAAGAGUAUUCUUCUUGUUCUUGAUGAUGUCAAUGAACAAGAGCAGCUCGAUGCAUUGGCUCGCAAGAUAAGCUGGUUCCAUUCAGGAAGCAGAAUCAUCAUCACUACAAGGCAAGUGAAGAUCCUCAAGCUCGCAGGAUUGCCGGCCGAAGCUGUUUAUAUGGUUGAGGAAUUGCGUGAGGAAGAAUCGCUUCAGCUAUUCAACUAUCACGCAUGUGGAGACGAACAGCCCAAACAGGAAUACACCAAAAUUAUCCAAGGAAGUCGUAUCAAUUAG